AUUAUAAUAUCCUAUUCUCCAAAGAGUUGGGUUGUAUGUUGUUCCUAAACCUCUUUGCGCUUUCAUCUGUGAUUGUUUGUGUGUGUCCAUUAGAGCCAAGUGCAGUGUCAGUGAAGACCAGUAUAGGAGAGGUCCUCGGCCGGAGAGGAGACCACUUCACUACGUUCCUGGGGCUGCCGUACGGGGAUGUGGACGACAAUGAUCCUCUCGGGCCAGCGACACCACACCCAGACUUCAAGACACCAUUCGAAGCCUUCUCAGACCUAGCGCUCUGCCCGCAGUUCGUCGACGGAGAGGCGACUGGGACCGUCCACUGUCUGCAGCUCAACGUGUACACCCCCAACCACGUGACGGCGGGAGACAAGCUGCCUGUCAUGGUGUACAUCCACGGAGGAGCCUUUGUGGAAGGGAACAGUCGCUUGUCAACGUUUUCUCCCAAAUUCCUAAUCAGGCAUGACGUGAUUGUGGUCGCAUUUCACUAUAGAUUGGGAAAGUACGGUUUUCCUAAACAAUUUCCAGGUAGAAAAGAGAAUAGAAACCAAGGAUUAAAAGACCAGUUUCUAGCUCUUAAAUGGGUCAAGAGAGUUAUAAAAGACUUCGGUGGGGAUGACGAGAAUGUCACUCUGUUCGGUCACAGCGCGGGGUCUAUCUCAUCGGACAUGCUUCUAUUAUAUACGCAAGGUUUAUUCCACAAAGUUAUUUUACAAAGCGGUAAUGCUGCCUUCCCCGGCUUAAUUGAACAUGUUGAUGCAAAAUAAGCACAAAAUUUAGAA
This is a messenger RNA of Trichoplusia ni (cabbage looper), 773 nucleotides long. RefSeq names its product acetylcholinesterase 1-like. NCBI's taxonomy places the organism in Eukaryota, Metazoa, Arthropoda, Insecta, Lepidoptera, Noctuidae. The record is from RefSeq and is a predicted model, not a curated record. The transcript has 2 exons. The coding region runs from base 36 to 758 and encodes 240 amino acids.